AUGAAAUCAAUUAAAUUUUUAAUAGCUGAUAUUUUUAAUAAAAAAUUAAAUAUUCACAUCGAUAAAAUUGUAAAACAGUCAGAUGCCUACACCAACCUUGUUUAUAAAGUAGACAGUGGAAAUGAAAGUUUUAUAUAUAAAAAAUUUGAACAUUUAAACUUAUUUGAAAAUCUAGUGCUAGAAAAAAUGUCUCUACCUGAGAUUCUUGUAUCAGAACAUGAUUAUAGAAUUGAGAGGUUUAUAAAACAUAAAAAAGUAGAUUUUAAAAAUGAUUGUAAAGAAAUAGCUGUAGCUUUAAAAAAGUUUCAUACAACAGAAAUAAAAGAUUUUAUAAAUUUUAAAUGUCUUUUACUUACAGAAAUAAAUAAAAUUACUAAUGUAAAAAUAUCAGAAAUAUUAGAAAAUGCAUCAAUAAAAAUAUUUAAUAUUAUAAAAAAUAAUCAGGGUAAGAAUGUUUUAUGCCAUAAUGAUCUACAGCCUAAUAAUAUCCUUAAGACUAAUACAAUAAUAUUUAUAGAUUUUGAAUACUGUUCUAUAGGAAAUAAUUUAGUAGAUAUUGCGAAUUUAUUUUGUGAGACAGAAAUAGACUACGAGAAGAAUGUCUAUAUUAAAGGUUCGGGAUACACAGAAGAAGAAAGAAUUCUUUUUUUAAGGAAAUAUUUUAAUAAAAAUGAUGUAAAAUGUGAAUUACAAAAAAUUAAUAAUCUAGAAGUAGUCAGUCACUUUUUAUGGUUUGUAUGGAGUGUUUAUAUUAUAAAAUCUAACAAUAAUUCAGAGUUUGACUAUAAAAAGUACAGUUUAUCUAGAUUACAAUAUCUUAACAAUAUAUUUACAUCUGAUGAGAUAAAAAUAUUAUUAUCUUAUUUAAAUAGUGUAUGA
This is a messenger RNA of Vairimorpha ceranae, 879 nucleotides long. RefSeq names its product choline kinase. Gene Ontology annotation, biological process: phosphatidylcholine biosynthetic process; phosphatidylethanolamine biosynthetic process. The record is from RefSeq and is a predicted model, not a curated record. Lineage: Eukaryota; Fungi; Microsporidia; Nosematidae. The transcript has a single exon. Gene Ontology annotation, molecular function: choline kinase activity; ethanolamine kinase activity. Gene Ontology annotation, cellular component: cytoplasm. Bases 1 to 879 code for a protein of 292 amino acids.